Messenger RNA from Vicia villosa (hairy vetch), 504 nucleotides. RefSeq lists its product as uncharacterized. The record is from RefSeq and is a predicted model, not a curated record. NCBI's taxonomy places the organism in Eukaryota, Viridiplantae, Streptophyta, Magnoliopsida, Fabales, Fabaceae. Bases 1 to 504 code for a protein of 167 amino acids. The transcript has 3 exons.
AUGGAUGAGGCGCCUGCAGGAUCCUCAUUUGCACCGAGGAGUCGGAUGUCUCGGGCGUCUUCCUCUCGUGGGUUUAGUCGAGAGGAGGAUGAGGAAGAGGAAGUACAUGAGAAGGUGGAGGUACCCGAGGUUCACCCUGAGCACGACGAUGAUGGCCAGGACGAUGCUCCAAAUGCACUAGAUAAUGGCUACCCGGGUGGGCCUUCAGACACGUCUGUCUUGAUAUACUAUCAUAACCAUGCCGCUCGACAUAUUUGGGACGGCGAGACUGAACGAACACCCAUAAAAUCCGUGAACCAUUCGCGGAAAUUUUUUAAUCUGUUUAAACCACAGGCUCAAUGGUUUAAUGAUGUUGUAGCUGGAUUCGGGCUUGGUGUCACAUCCUAUCAUGACACCCAUGCUCCGGGAUGUCCACCUAGGUCAGCGCACGAGGAGCUCUUGGAGAACCAGCGGGCUGAGGAUGACCAUGCCACUGAUCUCAUGUCAAUAUGCCAGUGGAUAUAG